UAUACUUAUAAUCUGAAAUUAAUAAUCCCAAUCUUCUCAUUCAUUCGCUGAUCUGAUCUGAUCUUCCUUCAAUUCCCCACAUUGCCUUCAUUUCACUUUAUUGCUCUAUAUUUUCAUUCUCUCUCAUAAUCAUCAAGUUCAUCAUUCCUUCAUGGAGACUGUUGAAUUGAAGGUAGAGAUGGUUGGCAUACAUGAAAAAAGACUGCGGAAAUGCCUCUCUAAAUUAAAAGGGAUAGAGAAAGUAGAAGUGGAUGCAAGUAGUCAGAAGGUUGUGGUCACUGGAUAUGCACAUAAGAACAAGAUACUGAAAGCAGUGAGGAGAGGUGGUAUGAAAGCUGACUUCUGGUCUGCCCAAAAUGAGCUCCUCAAUGCAUAUGCCGGUGCUAGUAGUUAUGCAAGCUUGAGAUUCAACAACUUCAGCUUCUUUUAGGACUUAUUCUUUUCUUUCUAUUUUCUAUAUAUUUUGGUGGAUACAUAUAUAAAUAUAUAUAUAUAUAUAUAUAUAUAUACACCAACUAAAGGUUGUGUGCGCGCUUUUUUGUGUUUUAACUGUCUCAUGUUCAUUGACACAGAGUGAAAUGAAAUACUCUUUAAGUUUUGCAGCCUUACUUGGCAACAUUUUUCUAUACUCAACACAGUAUGAAAAUUUACCAUUCUUGUGAGCU
Messenger RNA from Cornus florida, 665 nucleotides. Its product is annotated as heavy metal-associated isoprenylated plant protein 28-like. The record is from RefSeq and is a predicted model, not a curated record. The coding region runs from base 152 to 430 and encodes 92 amino acids. Gene Ontology annotation, molecular function: metal ion binding. The transcript is spliced from 3 exons. Lineage: Eukaryota; Viridiplantae; Streptophyta; Magnoliopsida; Cornales; Cornaceae.